AUGGCCUGGCGUUAUCUGCGCGUCUCAUCAAGACUUUCCCGACCCUUCUUUUCAUUCGCCGGGCCUGCGAUCAGCAGAGGAUGCAGCCUUGGCAAUAUCCUCGCGAACCGGCACUUCGUUUGCUCGACCCGGGAAUUAUCGAAGGGGGCGAUGCAAACAAGGGGCUUUGCAGCUGCUGGUGGAACCAGUGCGUUCGAUGGACGAGUUACCCAAGUCAUCGGAGCCGUGGUUGACGUGCAAUUCGACGGAGAAUUACCGCCGAUCAUGUCAGCCCUUGAAGUGGACGGACACGACGUCCGCCUCGUAUUGGAAGUUGCCCAACACCUUGGCGAAAAUACUGUGCGGACUAUCGCGAUGGAUACCACGGAAGGGCUCGUUCGCGGGCAAGGGGUUGUCAACACCGGAAGUCCCAUCCAGAUACCAGUUGGGCGUGCCACUCUUGGUCGGAUCAUGAACGUCAUCGGAGAGCCCAUCGAUGAAUGCGGACCGAUCGAAACAAGUUCUACUCUUGCAAUUCACCGCGAAGCACCACCUUUUGUUGAUCAAAGCACGGAGAUGGAAAUGCUCGUCACCGGCAUUAAGGUGGUUGAUCUUUUGGCACCCUACCAGAAAGGUGGCAAAAUAGGCCUUUUUGGUGGCGCUGGUGUCGGGAAGACCGUGUUUAUCAUGGAGCUUAUCAACAACAUCGCAAAAGCACACGGUGGUUUCUCGGUAUUCGCCGGAGUUGGAGAACGCACCCGGGAAGGAAAUGAUCUGUACCACGAAAUGAUUGAAGGCGGAGUCAUAAAGCUUGGAAACCAAGCGAGCGACUCCAAAUGUACGCUCGUUUAUGGGCAGAUGAAUGAGCCUCCGGGAGCUCGAGCCCGAGUCGGACUAACUGGUCUGACGGUCGCCGAGUACUUCAGAGAUUUUGAAGGGCAGGAUGUUCUUCUGUUCGUGGACAAUAUAUUCCGCUUUACACAAGCGAAUUCAGAAGUUUCAGCAUUACUCGGUCGAAUCCCAUCUGCGGUGGGCUACCAGCCUACCCUUGCUACCGAUCUCGGCGGUUUGCAAGAGCGAAUCACCACCACAACGAAAGGUUCUAUCACCUCUGUUCAGGCUAUCUAUGUCCCUGCAGACGAUCUCACUGAUCCUGCCCCCGCAACAACAUUUGCUCACCUUGAUGCAACCACAGUUCUCUCACGAGGAAUCGCAGAGCUUGGCAUUUAUCCGGCUGUUGAUCCCCUUGAUUCAACUUCGAGGAUGCUGUCCCCCCUUGCUCUUGGUGAAGAACAUUAUGCAACAGCACGCGGGGUGCAGAAAGUUUUGCAGGACUACAAGAAUCUCCAGGACAUCAUAGCCAUUCUAGGAAUGGACGAGCUUUCCGAAGAGGACAAAAUGACCGUCUCACGGGCUCGUAAAGUCCAGCGGUUCUUGUCGCAACCUUUCCACGUGGCUGAGGUAUUCACUGGAACUCCUGGAAAGUACGUGGACCUCAUGGACACCAUCUCAGGAUUCAAAGGCCUACUUGGAGGUCAGUAUGAUGAUCUUCCUGAGAUGGCAUUUUACAUGGUUGGCGACAUCAAUGAGGUCGUGGCAAAAGCAGAUGAACUUGCAAAACAAGUAGCAUAG
Molecule: messenger RNA, 1611 nt
Organism: Micromonas commoda
Lineage: Eukaryota; Viridiplantae; Chlorophyta; Mamiellophyceae; Mamiellales; Mamiellaceae
Gene: ATPB
Product: H+-or Na+-translocating f-type, v-type and A-type ATPase superfamily
Exons: 6
Coding region: 1-1611 (536 amino acids)
Biological process (GO): proton motive force-driven mitochondrial ATP synthesis; proton transmembrane transport
Molecular function (GO): ATP binding; ATP hydrolysis activity; proton-transporting ATP synthase activity, rotational mechanism
Source: RefSeq, a predicted model, not a curated record